Ophidiomyces ophidiicola is the source of this 1431-nucleotide messenger RNA. RefSeq lists its product as uncharacterized. The record is from RefSeq and is a predicted model, not a curated record. The transcript has 2 exons. Gene Ontology annotation, cellular component: membrane; intracellular membrane-bounded organelle; cytoplasm. Bases 1 to 1431 code for a protein of 476 amino acids. Gene Ontology annotation, biological process: sphingosine biosynthetic process. NCBI's taxonomy places the organism in Eukaryota, Fungi, Ascomycota, Eurotiomycetes, Onygenales, Onygenaceae.
AUGGCCGAUGCAGGUGCUUCAGCGCCACCCCCACAGAAUGGUGCUCCAAAAGCCACCCCAAAGCCGCAGAAUCCUGCCCUUAGGAUGCUUGGCCUCCCGAACUUCCGUUUCCGACUCCCCUCCCGAAAUUGGAUGAUCUUUCUCACUGUUACGGGAUCGUUCUUCGGCGCAUUAAUAUACGAUCGGCGGGAGAAGAAGCGCAUCCAGGAAAAGUGGUCCAAUCUAGUCGCUCAUAUAGCUAAAGAACCAUUGUCUACAAACGAAUCACGGCGAAAACUUACGAUUUUUCUUUCUGCGCCCCCUGGAGAUGGCCUAAUGAGUGCUAGAGACCAUUUUAGAGAAUACGUAAAGCCCAUUCUUGUAUCAGGGGCCAUAGAUUACGAAGUUUUGGAAGGAAGGAAAGAAGGCGACAUCAGAGCCGCCUUAGCCAAGAAGAUUCGAGAGAGAAGGCAGAAAGCUGGCGAAGGCCCCAUCGCAGAGGAUGACGAACGCGCAAGCUCCUUAAAACGGGUUCAAGAACUCUUUGGUAUACAUGAUGAACCAGGUGUCAAGGGUGAUGUGGUUAUUGGCCGCCAUACAUGGAGGGAAUAUAUCCGCGGACUACACGAAGGGUGGCUCGGGCCCAUGACCGCUCCUGUUGACCCCGAGGCCGAAUUCGAGCCCAUUACACCUCCCAGCGAGAUACCAGCUGAGAGUGAAACAACUGCUUCGGGGUUCGAAGAUGGUGCACUUUCAGCAACAGAAGAGAAAAAAGAAGAGAAGAAACCAGAUGAGAAGAAACCUGAAACAAAGAAGCCAGCUAUUCCUACUCCUUCCUACCUUUACCCGCCUACAUAUUCUGCCCAAGAGCUCCCCCGCUCCCUGCCGGAUAAAUUACAACCUUCGUCGCCAAUAGCAUUCCCACAUAUCUUAGGAUUUUUAAAUACUCCUAUCCGAAUCAAACGGUUCCUUACCCGUCGGUACCUCGCUGACAGCGUGGGAAGGGACGUUGCGGCCAUUGUUCUGGCGUCUUUGUAUAGACCUUAUUCAGAUAACCACCAAAAAUCAACUUUAGAAUAUAACCAUACCGAUUCACCCACAGGGUCUUCGUCAUCACUGGACUACGAACAACAGCACGUUCUUGAAGAUGAAGAGAAAGAAUGGCACAAAUCAGUACACAAGACUUCUGAAAACCCAGAUAUCAAGGAGCGAGAGUGGUUGGACGAUAUAGUUCUUGACCCGCGGAUUGCGUCGAGAAUGAGAAGGUUCGUUCUUCCGUCAGAUCAAGAGCAGAGAGCCGCACGCAUAAUGGAGGGCAAAGAGUGGGUUCUUGGGGAAGAAAGGCCAGUUCCUGUUCCUAUAUGGCGACAAAUAUGGAACAAAUACGGAUGGGGGGAAGACGACACGCAGAUGAAAGUGAUAAUUGGAAACAUAGAUAAUGAGGAUGCCUAG